Molecule: messenger RNA, 1186 nt
Organism: Acipenser ruthenus (sterlet)
Lineage: Eukaryota; Metazoa; Chordata; Actinopteri; Acipenseriformes; Acipenseridae
Product: derlin-2
Exons: 7
Coding region: 66-785 (239 amino acids)
Biological process (GO): endoplasmic reticulum unfolded protein response
Cellular component (GO): endoplasmic reticulum membrane; Hrd1p ubiquitin ligase ERAD-L complex
Molecular function (GO): misfolded protein binding; ubiquitin-specific protease binding
Source: RefSeq, a predicted model, not a curated record
CCCGCCUAUCGUCUUCUUGCCUCCCGGUGACGUGUCGAGUAAGUGCCGGAAGACUAUAGUCCAAGAUGGCUUAUCAAACGUUUCAACAGGAGUACCUGCAAAUCCCUUUGGUGACCAGGGCUUAUACAACCGCCUGUGUGCUCACCACUGCUGCUGUGCAACUAGAGCUAAUCACUCCAUUUCAGCUGUAUUUCAACCCAGAUUUAAUAUUUAAGAACUAUCAGGUAUGGCGGUUAAUCACAAAUUUCCUGUUUUUCGGUCCAGUUGGAUUUAACUUUUUAUUUAAUAUGAUUUUUUUGUAUCGAUACUGUCGCAUGCUGGAGGAAGGCUCUUUUCGGGGACGCACUGCUGACUUUGUCUUCAUGUUCCUGUUUAGCGGGCUGCUGAUGACUGUCUUUGGCAUGUUCGUGAGUCUGGUGUUCUUGGGCCAAGCCUUCACCAUCAUGCUGGUGUACGUGUGGAGCCGGCGGAACCCCAGCGUGAGAAUGAACUUCUUCGGGCUGCUCAACUUCCAGGCCCCCUUCCUGCCCUGGGUGCUCAUGGGCUUCUCCCUGCUGCUGGGCAACUCCAUCAUCGUGGAUCUAUUAGGGAUCGCAGUCGGACACAUCUAUUUCUUCCUGGAGGAUGUGUUUCCAGACCAGCCUGGGGGAGGGCGCUGGUUAAAGACCCCGGGUGUUCUGAAGGCUCUGUUUGACACCCCGGAGGAAGACGGCAACUAUAACCCCCUCCCCGAGGAGCGGCCGGGGGGCUUUCCCUGGGGGGAGGGGCAGCGCCUGGGGGGCUAGUGGAAAAACUGCAUCCAGCCCCCACAGACACACACUGUGCUCUCAUACAGCCUGCGCAGAUAGAUUUUGUACCUUCUUUCUCACUUUGGACUGAAAUCUUGAACCCCCUGUGUAUAUAAAGUGUUUUGUAAAGCAAACAACCCGAACGCUAGCGUUCCACCAAUCCCGAACGCUGUCUUUGUGCAGCAUUUGGGUUUCCAUGACAACGUUCAGGAACAGGACUCUCACAGAAUGAGCUGCCUUUUAUUUGGGUGGAGAUUUUUAUUUUGUAUUUUAUUGAAUAUAAAAGAAAGUAAGAAAGAAAAAAAAACAAAAAAACAACCGUAGUCUUUUUUUUCUCUUCAUAUUUUAGGACUGUCAAGUCUACCUUUGUAUAUAAAACCAAAUAUGGCAGAACUACA